AUGAGCAAGAAGCUGCACCCGAAUGAGCAUUUAUCUCCCAACAUCAUCAAAGAUGUUACAUCGGGAAGUCCUGGAAUUGUGGCUGGAGAAAUCGCAGCAGAAGAGGAAGGAUUGAUAAAUCAAUCAGUAUUAAAAUCACAUUCUUAUGGUUCAAUUGAGAGAGGGAGCAACGGAGAGUUGACAGCUAAUGAAGAGACUGAAACUGAAGAAAAUGACGAAUACGCGUUGCCAAUGGGGAAACUUUAUACUGUGGUCUUCAGCAUCUUCAUGGGAUCUUACUUGGCAGCGUUAGAUACGACUGUUGUAACCACAUUAUUGUCGAUUAUUGCAUCAGAUUUGAAUGCCGUUGGUAGUAUAUCGUGGAUUGCGACAUCAUAUUUAUUGUCUAAUGCAGCCUUCCAGCCCUUGUUCGGUAAGCUUUCAGAUAUUUUUGGCCGGAAAUCGCUUCUCCUAACAUCUUGUGCUCUUUUUACUAUAGGUUGUGUUGUAUGUGCUACAGACUCCUUGAUUUGGUUGAUAGUUGGACGAUUUGUCACAGGAUGUGGAGGUUCUGGUCUAACAACCGUAGGAACUAUUACAAUGUCAGAUUUAAUUCCUUUGAGAGACAGAGGCUUGUAUCAGGGCCUUGCAAAUGUGUUUUUCGGGCUUGGCGCAGCAUCUGGGGGACUCGUGGGGGGAAUAAUUGCCGAUACCUUAGGUUGGAAGUAUGUCUUUAUUUUGCAGGUCCCCAUUUCUCUUUUAGUUGGUUUUUUGAUUUAUCAGUUCUUAGUUUUGCCUGUUGGAUCUCCUGGAUUAGGAGCUCACGGAGAGGAUAUUAAACAAAAAGUAAAAAGAGUAGAUUUUAUGGGGUCUUUCUUUUUAGUUUCGUCUCUUAUGUGCUUCAUGACCUUAGCAUCUCUAGGUGGAACUAAAAUACCAUUCAGCUCUUUAAACUUUAUUGGCUUAGCUCUUGCAGGGACAGUGUUGUUGCUGAUGUUCAUAUACGUUGAGUUGCGCGUCUCAAAUGAACCCAUUUUACCUUUAGAAUUAUUUGCCGAAAGAACGGUAUUAUCGUCCUCUUUAACAAAUUGGUUUUAUACCAUGGGAGUUUUCGCUGGAUUGUUCUACGUACCUAUUUACUUCACAUCAGUUUUAGGAUUGAGUGCUACUCAGAAUGGAGAGAGAACGGUAGCUAAUUUCUUUGCAACCUCUUUCGGAUCUGUGGGAGCUGGUUACUAUAUGAAAAAAACAGGAAAAUACUACAAGUUGACCGUGGUUGUUGGCGUAAUUUCUAUUCUCGGAUCUGUGAGGAUAUUAUUGAUGUCAACGAAACCAUCAUUAUUUAUGCAGUUUACGGCAGCCUUUCCUUGUGUUUACGGGUAUUCAAAUAUUUUGACUAUAACGUUAUUAUCCUUGAUCGCGUCAGUACCUCUCAAGUACCAGGCAUGCACUACAUCUAUUCAGUAUACUUUCAGAUCGACAGGUUCUACUUUAGGUGUGUCUAUAGGGUCUGCACUUUUUCAAAAUCUUCUCAAGAGCAAUUUGAAUGAUAGAAUUCAUCAAUUAAUAUCUGAUCCCCUUGUGGCUGACAAAAUAAUUCAUAAGGCUUUGGAUAGUGCAAGAUAUGUAAAUGAAGCCCCAAAAAUUGUCCGUGAAGCUAUAGUGGAAUCUUAUGCUUUAGGCUGUAAAGGGUCAUUUGCCUUUAGUGUUGCUACUAUUUCCUUGGGAUUCUUAAGUUCCCUUUUUAUUAGAGAGCAUGUAUUGCAUUCCAAGAUGAAUAGAGAUUGA
This is a messenger RNA of Priceomyces carsonii, 1767 nucleotides long. RefSeq lists its product as uncharacterized. Gene Ontology annotation, biological process: transmembrane transport; basic amino acid transport. NCBI's taxonomy places the organism in Eukaryota, Fungi, Ascomycota, Pichiomycetes, Serinales, Debaryomycetaceae. The transcript has a single exon. Gene Ontology annotation, cellular component: fungal-type vacuole membrane. Gene Ontology annotation, molecular function: basic amino acid transmembrane transporter activity. The coding region runs from base 1 to 1767 and encodes 588 amino acids. The record is from RefSeq and is a predicted model, not a curated record.